Molecule: messenger RNA, 4071 nt
Organism: Mercenaria mercenaria
Lineage: Eukaryota; Metazoa; Mollusca; Bivalvia; Venerida; Veneridae
Product: EGF domain-specific O-linked N-acetylglucosamine transferase-like
Exons: 2
Coding region: 291-1541 (416 amino acids)
Cellular component (GO): endoplasmic reticulum lumen
Molecular function (GO): protein N-acetylglucosaminyltransferase activity
Source: RefSeq, a predicted model, not a curated record
AUGCGCAUAGCAUAUUUACACUUGACGCAGUAGGAUCCCUUUAUUCUUCAAAUAGUUGUUUUAAAGCUUUAGUGAAAUAUUAAACAAAAAUUGGACUUGUAAGUUUGUUUACAGCGCGCUCGAAUAUUUGAUUAUAUUUAAUCUGGCGAGAGCGAAAAACUGCGGAUAUACAAUAUACAAAAACUCUUAAUAAAUGUUAAAAUGAAAAUACAGGAAUAUUGGGAAUUAUAUCGCUCGACCUGACAAAAAUUUGCAUACUGGACAGGAUAGGAGAGAGAUUAUAUUGAAGGAUGGAAUGGUUAUGCCGUUGUGGAAUUAAGCGCCUGCUGAAGGUGUGGCUUGGCUUUUCUGUAGGAUUGGUAUUCAGCUUUACCCUACUAGUCAAUGAAAUGGUGGUACAGUUUACGAACAAUGAAUCCAAAGAUCGCUUUUCUAUGACAGUUCUUGAGGUCUCCAACUGGUAUAACACGAGAACAAACUUCUGCGGGGGCCAUUACACGGGAUACGGCCAUACUUUUUUCAAGUUGAAGUCAACUGUAUUUGACCCAAAGAAAAACAUUUUUACAAUAUCCUGUAACGAGUGGAUGUUUUUGCAUAAACCUUCAACGUACUGGUUUAAUGGAAAAUAUGCUCCAUCGCGGUAUUCUAAAUCUUUGACCUUCAACAAAGGUCACGAUCUACGAAAUAUUUUGAAAGAUGAGAAUAUUACAGUAGUUGUCUAUAGGGAAUAUCCGCAUAAUUUCUAUCAUGCCAUGACACAGUGGUACAAUAUUUUUGUACUGUCAAAACUUUUUAGCUUCAGAAUGAAGAGUGUUAAUAUUCUUUUACUGGACACCGGUCCAGUGGUUCACAUUGAUGAACAGUGGAAGUUACUGUUUCAACAAGUGAUAAAAGCGGAUGAACUUAACAGUCCAAUGUAUUUUAAGGAAGCCAUAUUUAAUAUACCUGGGCACGAAAGCCCAAUGUACUAUUUUGAUCUCAUUAAACUGCCAUUUAUAGAAGACUUCUCAAAUCAUGUUUUGCAAAAUUUUGGUAUAAAAGGCAAGCAGUCUUUUAACUGUAAAACAUUAACAAUAACUUUAGUUCUUAGGCGGGACUAUUACAUGCAUCCCGGCGUAAGCACUGAGAAAAGAAUCGCAGAACGAAAGUUCAAAAAUGAGUACGAGUUACUUGCCACGCUCAGAUCUGAAUUUCCGGGCCAUACGGUGCAAACGCUAAUUGCGGAGGAAAUGUCACUUCCGGAACAGUUGUCCUUGACCUCAAAUACAGACAUUUUGAUUGGAAUGCAUGGUUGUGUUCUUACACAAAUCUUAUUCUUGCCAAAACAUGCCAUGGUGUUGGAAAUGUAUCCUGUUUUCUGGACAGUUCAGAGAUUCUUUAGUUCUAUAUCCAGAUGGAGAAAUAUCAAACAUGAAUACUGGCAGAAUAGUGACAAAAGAAAUGAAUUUGCCAACCAUUAUACAUAUGUUCCAACAAGUGUUAUACACGAAUUUGCCCAACGUGCUCGAAAGCAUUUUGCCUGUAAUAAACACAACUUAUAAUCUUCGUGAUUCAAAAGUUCAACAAAACUACUUGUCUGGUCUAUUUUUAGGGAGAUUCAGAAAAAAACAACCGAUAAAUUUUAAACUUUGUAUACUUAUUUCAGUGAUGCGCGUUGGAUGUUUUCACAUUUAUUCUAUCAGGACCUGCGUAUUAUGCUACUAAGUAUGUCCGGAUAGUGGUAUUAGUUGGGCCUGAAUUUUUACGUAUAAUUUCGAGUUUACAAACUGUUUGAUAACAAUAAUAACUUAUCUCUGUUGCGUAAAUUGGUACAGAAAUAUAAAGACUUGUAGGAAGUAUCGUUCACACAGUCUUAACUGAAAAGUAUUUCUACGCAGUGUUCUAGAUUUCGCGCAAACUACUAUGCUCUAUUUCAACUUCCCAACAAAUCGUAUUCUGUCAAAUCGUCACGGAAAAGAAUCUCUUGCAAGAUAAACCGGGCGAGCUGCGUUUGGAUAUAGCAUAACAUGAUCUGCAAAAGUAAAUAAAAAAUGUUAAAAGACUUUAAUGAGUAGAACAGCUUUGAUGUAGUGCACUUCAUGCACCUCGUAAACAUGCUUGAAGUAGCAGAAAGAAAUUCAUAUUGCAGAAUUUUUUUUUUCUGUAAUUUGGGCGACGAAAGAAAGAUCUUUUAGUGUAUAUAAAUAACGUUACUUUAAUUAAGAAUGUUAUUGACAUUUUGGCAAAAAAAACCCCCCAAAACCCACAAUAUUUCUUUAUUUUUUUUCUGUUUUUGCAGCUGAGUUCACAGUUGCGCCGUAAUGAUUCUUAAAAUAUGUUAAAACAAUACUGUUUCAUAUUUUAUACUGGUAUUUUUAUUUUUGUCCAUUAUACAAGCAGAUCACUAGAAUACGAAAAUAUAUCAAUCUGGCACGUUUAAAUUCUUCAUUCUUUAAUAUUUAAGUGUGAAACGUUAAGAGCUGUUUUAUCAUUCAUCGACUCGGCAUCUUAGCAGAAGUCACAAUCCAGUGCUCUCAUUCACAUUUGUGUAUUAAGGUUUAGCAGUAUAUCACAAAACUUAGUAAACGAACAACAUCUUGACAAACAAUUCAUUUGUCCAAUACAUGUUUUACUGUUCUGUCCCAUCGAAUUGGAUACUUAAAAUAUUUUAAAGGAGUUUUCCCCCUUAAAAAAAGAAUGCCAUUUGUAAAGAAAUAAGUGUAAACAACUGUCAGAAACGAUGUUGUAUCUAGUUAUGUUAAGUUUAAACACUGGUACAUUGUUGCAAAAGCAUCAAAACGAAGACAUGUAAUUGUUACAGCUUUUUAAAAAAUGGCGAGUUUUUAAAGGCGUUGAACUGUCUAGAAAUGUGGCUCCUUCAUGCAGUCCCUUUUCGGAAUUCAGUACAUAUACACAUAUGAGUAAAUUGACAAUGGUUUUGUAGACUAAUAUACAUGUUUUAUAUGCUGUUUAUUUUUCAUGUAAAUCAAUGCUUUCUUUCUAUGAUUAGGUGAUGUUCAAACUUUUUUCUCCGAAACAUGGACCUAACUCUUAAAGAUUCCUGAAUACAUUGCGUAAUAUCGAAAGUAAAAGCGUUUAACGUCCUUAAUUCUUUUAGCUGCCUUUAUGAUUUUAGCUCCACUAUUCGAAGAAAAGGUAGAGCUAUUGCACUCACCCAUGUGUCGGCGUCUGCACCCCGACUUGGUUAAGUUUUGUAUGUAAGCUUGUAUCGCAGUAUCCACUUAUGGGAAUUGAUCGAAACGUAACACACUUGUUCAUCUGUGAUUAUCUGAAAAGCAGUGCACAGGUUCCAUAACUCUACUUUGCAGUUGUACAAAGUUAUGUCCGUUUGUCGACAAAACAGUUUAUAUGUAAGCUUGUUUCUCAGUGUCCUCCGAUGGGAAUUGACAGACACUUCAUACACUUGUCCACUGUGAUGAUCCGACGUGAAGUACACAGCUCUCAUAACUCUAGUUUGCAUUUUUAUAAAGUUAUACCCCUUUUGGAAUGUUUUGGUUUUGUAUGUAGGCUGGAAUCUCAGCAACUAAUGCAAGAAUGGAUUGAAACUUUACAAACGUUUUACUGUGAUGAUUUGGCACGAAGAUUACAGAUCCUAUAACUCUGUUUUACGUUUUCUCAAAGUUAUGCCUAUUUAUUCUCAGUUUAGCAAUUUUCUUGUGUAAUCUGUUAUACCAUUAAGCAUUAUAAGUGGGGAAAAUUCAACGACUAAAAUUGUUGCCGCUCUGUGUCUAUGUUUUCAUUACUUUAUUUUAUAUUAGCAAGGCUUUUGAACAGACGAACAGACGAGCUCUUGCUGUUUCUUGCAAUUUUAUUGUCUACAUUUAUAGUUCGAACGUCUUGUUAAUUCCAUUUAUACGUACUCGAGCUCUAAAGCUGCUUUGAAGUGUUUGGUGUUCAAACAUACUCUAAGAUUUAUUUUAUUACGUUACUUGCAACAAAUAAAUUUGAUUUGUGCAGCCUGAAUAUCUUCAGAUAUUGGAUGAUAUAUACAUGUUUCUGAUUAAUGCUACAACAGAUUGUUCAGAUGUUUGUCAAACACUUAAAAAUGCAAAUAAAAUAUUUUUGUUUUGA